GGGACCACAGUGAGAACACAGUCACCAUGGCUAGAACAGGGAACAGCCUCGUCUUUCUGAUGAUCGUCUCGUUCGUCCAGUGCAGCCCUCCACCCUUCUGGACUCACCCACCAACAUGCUACUCCAAGGUGUUGGACAUGGGAAGGGACGUCAGUGCGCGUGUGUCCAACAUAAAGAAUGACCCUGAAACUGGUCGCUGUGCCGAUCACAUGCCUUAUCUGUACAUUGAUGUGCAUAAUUCUUGCGUUAUGGAGACGAUGCGUAGCUUCGUGACGAUGAUCGACCGCAUGCGACAGAGGCGCUGUGCGUACACGCGCAAGGUCCAGGAGCUGCACGUGAAGUUGCGACAGCUUCACAUGAUCAUCUCCCAGAGGUGUCAUGGGGACUUGGUGUUCACUAUUGAUGACUGUGCUGCAUUGGGGAGAGGACCAAGAACUUCCUAAAAUGGUGACUCUUUUGAGUUCAAAACAUUUGGGUUGUUAUUCUGUUUUCAGGUUUUAUGUCACAUUCAAUUUACCCAUAUUUAGGAAAUACAGGAAUAACAGAAACUCAUGACAUGCACCGCAUGCUCUAUAAAGAAACACAUUUCACCACUUAAAAUGUAGAUCUUAUUCAUGUUAUUGUAAACAAUGUUUUCUGUAAAUGUAAAUUAACCACUAAAAUGUCAAAAUGUUAAUACCGUAUGUUUGUAUGGUCAAGAGAACUGAGAGAUUGCCACCACUAGGGGGCGAUAUUAAAUAAGAUGGGAUAAAGGACUUUGUGGAAAGACCCGUCAUCAACAUUUUAAACCACUAGGGGGCGAUAUUAAGUAAGAUGGGAUAAAGGACUUUGUGAGAAGACCCGUCAUCAACAUUUUAAACCACUAUGGCUAUCCCUGUGCUUCAAAUAAGGCAUUCGCUUUUUGUCUUUGUAAGAGCUUGAUUGGCAGGAUAGUUUGAAUAAAUGGUCAACUGAUAAUCAACUCUAGAAUGUAGCACAGUAUACGUUUGGAUAGUUUCAAUCUUUAUUCUUUCAGAAACUUCUCUCUACCAUUUAAAUAAAUAUUUGUCAAGUUGUCA
Messenger RNA from Clupea harengus (Atlantic herring), 1058 nucleotides. Its product is annotated as cytokine-like protein 1. NCBI's taxonomy places the organism in Eukaryota, Metazoa, Chordata, Actinopteri, Clupeiformes, Clupeidae. The record is from RefSeq and is a predicted model, not a curated record. Gene Ontology annotation, biological process: positive regulation of transcription by RNA polymerase II.